AUGCUUCGCUCUGUUAGGUCCACGCCUGUGUUUUUACGCACUCUCCAGCGCUCCAGAGCGUACUCCGUCCAGGUGAACCUGUCAUCCAAGGAAACCAUCAAAUACGAGCAAGAAUACUCGGCACACAACUACCACCCGCUUCCCGUAGUGUUCGACAGGGCCCAGGGCGCGCGUGUGUGGGAUCCUGAGGGAAAACAAUAUCUAGACUUUUUGUCUGCGUACUCAGCAGUCAACCAGGGCCACUGCCACCCCAAGAUCGUGGGGGCUCUCGUGGACCAGGCUUCGAAAUUGACGCUAUCGUCGCGGGCGUUUUCCAACCCAGUCUUCUCAGCUUACGCUAAGUAUGUGACGGAAUAUUUCGGCUACGAGUCCGUUUUGCCCAUGAACACCGGUGUCGAGGCUGUCGAGACCGCGAUCAAGCUUGCCAGAAGAUGGGGAUACACCGUCAAGGGCAUUCCCGAAAACCAGGCCAUUGUUCUAGGAGCAGAGGGCAACUUCCACGGGCGCUCGCUUGGUGCUGUGUCAUUGUCGACCGACGAGGAAGACUCCCGCAAGCAUUUCGGACCCUUCGUGGAGAACGUCACUGCAAAGAUUCCAGGAACCUCCAACCAGAGUCUGCGGUACGGCUGUGUCGAGGACGUCGAGUUGGCCUUUGCCAACGCUGGCGACCGCAUUGCCGCGAUUCUGUUGGAACCCAUUCAAGGUGAGGCCGGUAUCGUGGUCCCACCAAAAGACUACUUAACUAAAGUGCAAGAAUUGUGUCGCAAGCACAAUGUGCUGUUGAUCUGCGACGAGAUCCAAACUGGUAUCGCCAGAACCGGUAAAAUGCUAUGCUACGAGCACAGUCCUAACGUCAAGCCCGACGUUGUUCUACUAGGGAAAGCCAUCUCCGGCGGUGUAUUGCCAGUAUCGUGUGUGCUUUCUUCCAAAAAGAUCAUGCACUGCUUUGCCCCAGGGUCUCACGGUUCCACGUACGGUGGUAACCCAUUGGCUUCGCGCGUUGCCAUUGCCGCUCUGGAAGUGGUUAAGAAUGAGAAUUUGGUACAAAAGGCUCAAGAGAAUGGUGAGUUCUUGCAAUCCGAAUUGAAAAAGUUGCAAAAGGCUUCCAACGGUAUUAUCUCCGAGGUCCGCGGUAGAGGUUUGUUGACUGCUAUUGUAAUUGACCCUUCCAAGGCUAACGGUAGAAGUGCAUGGGAUCUAUGUUUGUUGAUGAAAGACAACGGUGUGCUAGCAAAGCCUACUCACGAUCACAUCAUCAGAUUGGCCCCACCUCUUGUCAUUUCAAGAGAGGAUCUCAGCAAGGGAGUUGAUGCCAUUAGAAUGGCUUUGGAACAGCUUCCAACCGUCGAAAAGACUGCUCACUAA
This is a messenger RNA of Lachancea nothofagi CBS 11611, 1365 nucleotides long. The record is from the annotation of a GenBank genome assembly. NCBI's taxonomy places the organism in Eukaryota, Fungi, Ascomycota, Saccharomycetes, Saccharomycetales, Saccharomycetaceae.